Molecule: messenger RNA, 1635 nt
Organism: Chenopodium quinoa (quinoa)
Lineage: Eukaryota; Viridiplantae; Streptophyta; Magnoliopsida; Caryophyllales; Amaranthaceae
Product: selenoprotein F-like
Exons: 4
Coding region: 904-1374 (156 amino acids)
Cellular component (GO): endoplasmic reticulum lumen
Molecular function (GO): oxidoreductase activity
Source: RefSeq, a predicted model, not a curated record
GAAAACAAUCAACAAUUCCUUCGAAAUUAUCCUCUUGAUUGUAUGGUCCAUCGAAAACAAUAUUCAACAAAUAAUCUGGAUCUUUCUACACUUGAUUAAAAGAAUAUUCCUUUUCUCCUUCACAAGCAUUCUUUGAUUUUCUCCUCUGCUCAUUAACUUCCACCGUCAAGCUCGAUGACCCGCCCCAUACUCAAUCAACAAGGUGGUAGUCCCAAACACUACCAUUUUCGGCGAAAUUAAAAGAAAACCCUAAGAAAAAUGGAGUAAUUAAGGGUAUGGUAGGUGUUUCACUCCCGUACUAUUUUCUCCAUUGAAGAUGAGUUUUUCUAAUGAGCCUUUCCAUCUCCAUUAACGUUGUGUUAAAUUUCAUCAAUGAGAAAACGGGGUGAGCUGAGUGUGGCAAAUGGGAUUUUUAGUGGUCCCGCAUUUCUUUCCAAACUUACCCCCAUAUAUUUAGUGUGAAAAGACUUGGACACCCCUAUAUUAACAACAGGAUAUUAACUUGGAAUUUCUCCCACUAUUCCGUUUUUCAACUAGAUUAGUUUUGAGGGCUGGUGCUCAAGAUCUAAGAUCAAACCUCGUCUACAUAUGAAGUACGUUGAAAAUAAAUAUAUAUUCAUUUACGAUCUAAUAUACAUCAAAAAAGUUGACUCAACCAUAUCGGCAGGACCGACCUUAUCUAUAGUAGUGGAUCCAAAUUCAACAUGUAUGGGCACAUUAAUUUAAUAGGACUAGACCACACUAGACUCAACUCAACUAGACUCGACCCAUACGACACACGAAGAACCGAAUUAACACAUCUCCACUUUCAAGCUCAUACUGUAUUUUGCUUCAGUCAAAUUGAUCAUUACCAAAACAGCAUCACCCCAUUUCUGUGUUAUCGAUUGGGAAAUUGAGAGAGAGAUGAAGAUGGGAUUGGUGAUUUCCGCGACCUUGAUCUUAACAAUGGCGGCAAUCUCUCAUGGACAACAGUUGAGCUCAAAAGAAUGCGAGAAUUUGGGAUUCACGGGCCUUUCUCUCUGCUCCGAUUGCAAAACUUUGUCAGAGUAUGUCAAAGACCAAGAACUGGUAUCUGACUGCUUAAAUUGCUGUGUGGAGGAUUCUGAUGAUUCAAUGAGCAAGAUUACCUAUGCUGGUGCACUGUUGGAGGUCUGCAUGAGGAAACUGGUCUUCUAUCCUGAGAUAGUUGGCUUUAUAGAAGAAGAGAAUGACAAGUUUCCUUCGGUCAAAGUUCAAUAUUCUUUCAACUCGCCACCGAAGAUGAUUAUGCUAGAUGACAAUGGUGAACAUGCUGAAACAAUUAGAAUUGACAACUGGAAACGUGAGCACAUCCUGCAAUUUCUUCGGGGGAAGCUCAGAUCUGCUGCUAGUUAAAAUGGGUGACAGGAAGCUAGGUGUUGUCAAAUCAUUUAUUGCUUGAGUGACAAUUUUGAUCCUUUGUUGCCAAAUGAACGAGUACGGCAGCUCGAUCUUGAUGAAUAUUUUCUACUUAUAAUGAUCUUCGACGUGCUUCUAGGUUGAUGAAAUCUUUUUUUUUUUUUUUUUUUUUUUUGAUAAUUGUUCUUAUACCUAUCUAAUUUGAUACUUCUGUAUUAUGAAUUGAAAUCCACACUGAAACAUAGAGUAAUUUUUUUU